AUGCUGGCACCAGGCAGUGGCCCAGAGCAGAGGAGCAAGCUUGCCCUGCAGUGGAAGCAGGUCUCCUGGAUCACCUGCUGGAUUGCCCUGUGUGCUGUGGAGGUGCUCCCUGCCUGCCCUUUCUCCUGCACAUGUGACAGUCGCAGCUUGGAGGUGGACUGCAGUGGCCUGGGCCUCACCACUGUGCCCCCGGAUGUACCCGCUGCCACCCAGAGCCUUCUGCUCCUGAACAAUAAACUGAGCACCCUGCCCAGCUGGGCAUUCGCCAACCUGUCCAAUUUGCAGCGGCUGGACCUGUCCAACAACUUCCUGGACCAGCUCCCUGGGUCCAUUUUCCAGGACCUGGUCAAUCUGACGGAGCUCCAGUUGCGGAACAACAGCAUCAGGACCCUGGACAGGGACCUGCUCCAUCACUCCCCGCUGCUUCGCCACCUGGAUUUGUCUAUCAAUGGCUUGGCCCAGCUGCCCCCAGGGCUUUUUGACGGUCUCCUGGCUCUGAGAUCCUUGUCCCUCCGCUCCAAUCGUCUGCAGAGCCUAGACCGGCUGACAUUCGAGCCCCUGGCGAGUCUGCAGCUGCUUCAGGUUGGGGACAACCCAUGGGAGUGUGACUGUAACCUUCGGGAGUUCAAACACUGGCUGGAGUGGUUCUCCUACAGAGGGGGUCGCCUGGACCAGCUUGCCUGUACACUACCCAAGGAACUAAGGGGGAAGGACAUGCGUGCGGUCCCCAUGGAGAUGUUUAACUACUGUUCCCAGCUAGAGGAUGAGAACAACUCUGCUGGGGUGGAUGCCCCAGGGCCACCCUGCACCAAGGCUAGCCCAGAGCCUGCUAAACCUAAGCCAGGGGCUGAGCCUGAGCCUGAGCCCAGCACUGCCUGCCCUCAAAAGCAGAGGUACAGGCCCGUGAGUGUGCGGCGAGCCAUCGGCACGGUGAUCAUCGCGGGCGUUGUGUGCGGCAUUGUCUGCAUCAUGAUGGUGGUGGCCGCUGCUUACGGCUGCAUCUAUGCCUCCCUCAUGGCCAAGUACCACCGGGAGCUCAAGAAGCGCCAGCCGCUGAUGGGGGACCCCGAGGGUGAGCACGAAGAUCAGAAACAGAUCUCUUCUGUGGCAUGAGAGCUGUCUGUCUGGCCCAGGUAGGACAGCAAGGAGACUCCAUGGGACUGCUACCAAAGGGCUGCCCUUCCCUCCAUCACAGGCCCUGCCUCAGCCUGACACUGGUACUGCCUCCCUCAGCUCCCUGGCCCUCGUCUGCCCUCCAGUAGAGCAGUCUUCCAGUCUCUUUCCAAGUUUCUAGAAGCUCCCCUUGGCGAAAGGUUCCUGUGGAAGGCCCUCUCUGGGCCCCUGGUCUUUGGAACACCUGAGCCUCCUUUCAGGCUUCUGGCCACAGGGGAGAAAGAACCUACACCAGAAACACGUUCUGCAUUGAGCACUUCCUCCUGUCCAGAGCCAGCUCAGCGCUGGAGACCCUCCCUACCUCUUGCUCAUUCCCACUUCAGUCUGUGUUAGGGCCUGAGAGGGAGGGACAGGGGAGCCAGAGGUAGAUUUCUGUGACUCUUUCUGAAGCCAGAAAGAUCUUCUUAGGUCCUUGUAGUGUGAAGCGUGUCCAGCUGUCAGCGGCUGGUGCCUAUGUGCAAACACCCCCCAGCCCUGUGAUCUGGGUCCAGUGCUUAGAAAAACCAAAGUGACUAUAAUGUCUUCCUUGGGUGGAUACCAUUAGGUCCCUUUAUCUGCUAUAGACUCUUCUGACUACAUUGCUCCAGGUUUACUAAUUGUAUGUUCUUUGUUUUAGUGUAGGGUUUUGAGACAGGGUCUUACUCUACACACUAAUUCACUGUCACAUACAGGGCAUCGCUAAACGAGUCCCACGGACCAAAAUCACACACACACACACACACACACACACACACACACACACAC
This is a messenger RNA of Peromyscus eremicus (cactus mouse), 1917 nucleotides long. RefSeq names its product leucine rich repeats and transmembrane domains 2 (gene Lrtm2). Gene Ontology annotation, biological process: regulation of presynapse assembly; positive regulation of synapse assembly; axonogenesis. Bases 1 to 1113 code for a protein of 370 amino acids. Gene Ontology annotation, cellular component: membrane. Gene Ontology annotation, molecular function: protein binding. The record is from RefSeq and is a predicted model, not a curated record. The transcript is spliced from 3 exons. Lineage: Eukaryota; Metazoa; Chordata; Mammalia; Rodentia; Cricetidae.